CUGGCAUAACGGAAAGGAGAGCAGGGAGGGGGGAAUGUUGUUUUCUUUAAACAAAGUGUUUUUCUCUGUCCUCUCCACUCCUGAGCACACUGAAAGAGCAGGGACAAGGAGGUCCAGUCUCUGAUCAGGCAACUGUGAAGAUUUUUGUGCUUUGUGAAAAUGCGUCUGAAGACUAUAAUCCUGCUGUCUGCCCUGCUUCCACUCUGCUUCUCUUAUGGAUGGGACCCUCUGGGCUGGCUGUUUCACCGACACGGCCAAGCACAAUAUUUUGGCUCGUUGCAGGCAGAUACAACAGGAGGCGCCUGUCCUGCGGAGUGUGACUGCCCCCCGACAUUCCCUGUGGCGAUGUACUGUGAUGGGAGGGGCCUGAACGCUAUACCAUCCAUUCCGUCCCGCAUCAAGUACCUGUACCUCCAACACAACGCCAUCUCAGUUGUGCCUGACUCCGCUCUGAUCAACGCAACUAAUUUGGUGUGGCUCUUUCUGCAUCACAAUCAGCUGACAUCUGAUGCCAUCAGCAAGGAGGUAUUUUUAAAGCUAGAAGGAUUGGAGCGAUUAUUUCUACAUCACAAUAACUUGACCAGCAUUCCUCCAAACCUUCCUCGCUCCCUACGGGACCUUAGGAUUGACCAUAACAGGAUUGGAAAGGUAAUCCCAACAGAUCUAGAAGGAAUGGACAACCUCACUAUCUUGCAUCUGCAUGACAACAACAUCGCAGACAUGGGCACCUCACUGAAGGCUCUGAAAUCUCUCACACUGCUCGACCUCAGCAACAACAAACUAAUAAAGAUCCCAGAUGCUCUUCCUGAACAUUUGCACCAGUUUUACCUGGAGUUCAACUCCAUUGACUCUCUACCCGAGGGUUUCCUGGGGGGUUUAGCUCAGCUGCAAUAUGUAAGGAUGUCUCACAAUCAGCUAACAAACAAGGGGAUCCCGUCCAAUACCUUUAAUGUGACCGGACUGGUGGAGCUGGACCUGAGCUACAACAAACUGGAGAGAAUCCCUACUGUCAGCACCACACUGCAGCAUCUUUACCUGCAAGCCAAUCAGAUCAAAGAGUUCACUCUGGGAAGCUUUUGCUCCAUCGUGGAUGUGACGAAUUUCUCCAGACUGCAAACACUGCGACUGGAAGGGAACGAGAUUAGCCAGGAGGAUAUCCCUUUAGAGUCUGCUCUCUGUCUGCGCAAGGCUUCCAGCAUCCAGAUCUAACCAAAUAUGUUCAAAAUUGGGCUACUCUUCAGCGAAAUGUGCCACAACCAAACCAGUGUAGACCCAGUGAUAUAAUGUGAUGCCACCAAGCACACAAAUGUGAUUGUUUAAAUGUGAAACUUAAGACAUUUUUUUCAGACUGAGAGUCCUUUAAAGGUCAGAAAACAUUGAUUUAAUUUAGUUAAGAGCCGUCGGUUCAUCAUGAUUACAUGUUGUACUCAUAAAUCAGUUUAGAAGCUUUAAUAUAUUGUGUAUUACGUGAUACUUCCGUGACCAUGAUCCUUUUUUGCUGUGAGGAUCAUUGACCUUUAUACCCUUUUAUUUACCUUUUAUUUCUGUUUUUCUUUAUGUGUCUUCUCCUAUAUUUCUUAUUGUUUACUCUGUUAAUUCUGAUAUAUAAUAUACAGUCCCGAUCAAAAUCUAAAGACUAGGAAAAAGCUACAGGUAUUCACAUUUCACCCUGCUUGAUCAUAGCCAGGUUUUAAGACCAGUGAAAAUAAACACAGUUAGAAAAAAGGCAGGUAAUAAAAUUGAAGUCUAACACCAUUAAUUAAAAUAGCCCUAAAACAGACAUUAGUGUCCAAAAUAGGACUCAGUAUGAGAGAAACCCUUGUUGUGCUCUUCAAAAAUGUAUUUUAGACAUGAUUGAUAUCAGUGUUUUUAGUUGGCUGGUGGGAACAAAUGUCCAUGCGGUGAAGAUGGCUUCUCAAAGGGUAUCCAUUCUGCAUCCAAUCUCUGCUGUGGCGGAGCAUUAUGAGAGUCUUGCUUGUGCAUCUCAACAGUCCUGCCAGGUUCUCUGUCUUGAUUAGCUGAUAAACAGCCUGUUUAAGUUUAAAUGAACUUUUUUAGUGAUUUGCCUAUUCUGUCUGCAUUUUGAAGCUCUACAUAAAACCUGGCUAUGAUCCACCAGCAGAAAAUAUGAAUAGCUGUAAUUUCCUCCCUAACCUAUAGAUGUUUAUCAGUAGUGUAUUAAGUAUUAUGUGAAGUAUUUAAAUUCAUAAUAAACGUUAUCUGGUGCUAAAUAAUAUGGGACACUUUACCACAAUGUCUCCUGCAUUUAAAAACAUCCAGUUACAGCUGCAGCACACUGGGACACUUCAUAUACUUUUCUUGUUGCAGCAUUUGUUGUGCGAGUAAAAUCCGUUUCAUAUAGAAAAGACAGUUCAUUAAAAACAUAUAUGUAUAUAGAUAAAAACUUUAACUGCAGGACAAAUUAUCAGUUAUUGUAAGCAUGACAUUUUUAUAUAGAGUUUUCAUUUUGUACACGAGACAAACAAAUAAAUGAUUUUUUUUUUAAUUAGCUGGAUACUUUUUUGGAAUUUGUUUAUGUCUGUCACUAAUAAUGCACUGCAGUUUGUAUUAAUGUAUAUAUUGUUGGGCUGUUUGGUUCAUACUGUUUAUGUGAAUGUUAACCCACAUCUGUGGUUUGUGGCAUCUGCCAUCAACCAUGUAAUUAUUGGUGAUACAUUGUUACAUUAGGACUAAUCCCUGGAUGAUCAGUAAACCAGUGGUAGGGUAGUCAGAGGUCCUGUAAUUUCUAUUUUUAGGGUAUUAAUAAUGAUGUUUUGUCAUAUGUAAUCAAACAAGCAGAUUGUCUCAAAUGUUUCAGUGGUGAACUUAUGAUUUAGUGUCACCAUCUAGAUGAUGCGGGACUUACCAAAGUUUCUUUAAACUUUAACCUUUUUUUAAAUUUUGUCAUGUUACCACAAAAUUGAAUGUAUUUCUGUGGAGUUUAUGUGACAGCCUAACACAAAGUAGAGCAUAAUUUUGUGGAAUCACAAAGUCAAAGGAAUCACAGUUUUCCUUUGUUAUAUACAAAUAAAACUCUGAGGUAUGGCCUGCAUUUUAAUUCAACCCCUUUAACUCUUAAACAUCUAAAUAAAAUCCAUUGAAACCUGCUGA
Girardinichthys multiradiatus is the source of this 3111-nucleotide messenger RNA. RefSeq names its product fibromodulin a (gene fmoda). The transcript has 6 exons. Bases 160 to 1209 code for a protein of 349 amino acids. The record is from RefSeq and is a predicted model, not a curated record. Gene Ontology annotation, molecular function: protein binding. NCBI's taxonomy places the organism in Eukaryota, Metazoa, Chordata, Actinopteri, Cyprinodontiformes, Goodeidae.